Lipotes vexillifer (Yangtze River dolphin) is the source of this 769-nucleotide messenger RNA. RefSeq names its product TIR domain containing adaptor protein (gene TIRAP). NCBI's taxonomy places the organism in Eukaryota, Metazoa, Chordata, Mammalia, Artiodactyla, Lipotidae. Gene Ontology annotation, molecular function: Toll-like receptor 4 binding; Toll-like receptor 2 binding. The coding region runs from base 42 to 728 and encodes 228 amino acids. Gene Ontology annotation, cellular component: plasma membrane; cytoplasm. The transcript is spliced from 3 exons. The record is from RefSeq and is a predicted model, not a curated record. Gene Ontology annotation, biological process: positive regulation of canonical NF-kappaB signal transduction; positive regulation of chemokine (C-X-C motif) ligand 2 production; toll-like receptor 4 signaling pathway.
CCAAUGCCUGAUCUCAUGGGGUUAGUUUGGAGCCCACGACUAUGGCAUCAUCAACCUCCGUGCCAGCUCCUCGUUCCAGGUCCAAAAAGCCUCUGGGCAAAAUGGCUGACUGGUUCAGGCAGGCCCUGUCGAGAAAGCCCACAAAGACGCCCGUCUCCCCAGAAAACACCCGCAGUGACGGUUCACAGCCGAGCUCCUCGGACAGGCCCCCACCCCUGGGCCCCAGCUCAGAGGUGUCUCCCACCCCGCCACCGACACACUCGGGCGCCCACGGCAGCAGUAGCAGCAGCGGCGGCGGCCGCUGGAGCAAGGACUAUGAUGUGUGCGUGUGCCACAGCGAGGAGGACCUGGCGGCCGCCCAGGAGCUGGUCUCCUACCUGGAGGGCAGCACUGCCGGCCUGCGCUGCUUCUUGCAGCUUCGCGACGCAACCCCCGGCGGCGCCAUAGUGUCCGAGCUGUGCCAGGCGCUGAGCAACAGCCACUGUCGCGUGCUGCUCAUCACACCGGGCUUCCUCCGGGACCCGUGGUGCAGGUACCAGAUGCUGCAGGCGCUGAGCGAGGCCCCCGGGGCGGAGGGCCGCACCAUCCCUCUGAUGUCGUCAGGCCUCAGCAGAGCCGCCUACCCCGCCGAGCUCCGAUUCAUGUACUUUGUGAACGGCUGGGGUCCCGACGGUGGCUUUCGCCAAGUCAAGGAGGCUGUCACACGGUAUCUGCAGACCCUCAGCUGACACUUCUUACAUCAACAUGGAUGCAGACAGUUGGAGCAAAG